UCUGUACUCAAGGCAAUAUACCAGUUCCCCAACACACGACUGGAAUAGCAAACGGCGUGACAGAAGGCCCUAUCCCACGCGAGCAUGAGCAGCCAUCACUGAGUAUGGAAGGUGGAUCCUUCACUUCGUUCCCAAGAUUGUGCGCAGAACGCUACGAUGGCCCAAACAUAAUAAACGCAAAAGGCAGAAUACAAAGUUACACAAAAAUGAUCGUAUCACCCCAGAUCUUUCCCGCUAUUUCGUCUCUUCGUCCAUUCUGUUUGUUACUGGUCCUUGGAUUACGAUGCUCGCCAUACCAACCACACUUCUUCAUCGCACGGCCGGAGCUCAACAUGUUGGAAGCAACCGUACCACCCGCUCAACAUAGACCGCUCAAAUAA
This is a messenger RNA of Periconia digitata, 380 nucleotides long. The record is from the annotation of a GenBank genome assembly. Lineage: Eukaryota; Fungi; Ascomycota; Dothideomycetes; Pleosporales; Periconiaceae.